Messenger RNA from Hyaena hyaena (striped hyena), 597 nucleotides. RefSeq names its product developmental pluripotency-associated protein 2-like. Gene Ontology annotation, cellular component: nucleus. The transcript has 4 exons. Gene Ontology annotation, biological process: system development. The record is from RefSeq and is a predicted model, not a curated record. Bases 1 to 597 code for a protein of 198 amino acids. Gene Ontology annotation, molecular function: chromatin binding. Lineage: Eukaryota; Metazoa; Chordata; Mammalia; Carnivora; Hyaenidae.
AUGGGCAAAAUAAGGAAUAGGAAUUCAAAGAAUAUUCCUAAAAUAUCACCAGAGGCCAAAUUGCAGCCAUGUUCGACAACAUGCAAGAUGGCAGCAAAGACAGCAAGGAUUCGGAAAAGUUGUAAGAAGGCUAAGAGAGAGGAAGGGAUUAAUAUAGUGGAGGUGAUAACUUCAGCACAAGAAGGCAUGUUGGCAGCGUGGUCAAGAAUUGCUGUAAGAGCCAGUCAAUCCAAAUCUGUGAAUUCACGUCCCAUUCCUGCUUCUGUUGAGACCUUUCUGCUGCAAGCCCCUGGCAUCAGGUGGUGUGUGGUCCAUGGCAGACCUCUGUUGGCAGACACAAAAGGUUGGGUUCGCCUGCAGUUUCAUGCAGGUCAGGCCUGGGUACCUGACACCCCCAAGAGGAUGAUCUCUCUCUUCCUGUUACCCGCCUGCACUUUCCCGUCCCCUGGCCUAGAAGAUAAUAUGUUAUGCCCCGAAUGUGCUAAGAGGAAUAAGAAGAUAAUGAAAAGAUUAAUUGCUAUGGGGAAGGAGAGGCGACGUGGCUUGAAAACAUCAACAUCUUUGCCUUUGAGUGGGCCAUAUCUUAAUAACGAAUAA